GGCGGUGCAGCGGUCACUGGCGCCAGCGCUCAUCCUGCUGCAGUCAUGAAGCGGCUGCUCGUUUUCACCACGGCUAUCGCGACCGCCAUCGCAGUGACGCAACGGCCUCGCCACGCAGCAGACGCAACCGGCGACCCGAGCAGUGCUGGCAAUGUCACAGUUAUCCACCUGCCACAGACGGAACCGAAUUGCAGUCAUGAUGUACAUAUCUCACAGCAUGAAUCGGUGGACAUAGGUCACGAACGCAGCUCAACGAAACCAAAAACGCAUGUAGCAGACAGAGAAGAUGAAGGACAUAGUAUCCGCCACACAGCAAGGAAAACCGUGCCCCAUAUCGGUAAUACAACAAAGCGGAAUGACAAUCACCAGCGACCGAGAGUUUUACGAAAGAGGCACAGAAGAUACAAACGACCAAUAAUAAGAAAAACCUCCUUGUCUUGGGCAACAGAUUCGGUGGUACAGACAAAUAAUUCUCCCUUUCAAUCGAGUUCACCACAGUUUGUCACAUCAUAUAGGAACAUUUACAAAUCUCCACCAGAGAACGGCAACGUAGCAGACUUUUCUGACGUACAACAAAGUUCCAGUUCAACUCAAGAUGGACAGCAUCGAUACGUACAGCAACUACAUCGUGCUGAGUCACGGAAUGACAAUGUUAGCGAAGCUAAUUAUAUAGAUACAUCUUCACAGAAAUCAAAUACGGGAGCUGUCAACGAUGAGAUUGCUACUUAUACCUUGCCUGGCUCAAAAAAUGUACCCGAAGAGAGUGUGUCACAAAAAGUAAGAAAUCAGAAAUGUCGACAACCAGUGUACGCAAACGACAGACAACGACAGCCCCUAACAGAUGGAGUAUUGAAACAAAAUGAAAAAUUAACUGACAAAAAUCAUAAUGUCUUUCAUACGAGGAAAUCAUCGGAGCAAAAUAAAAGUGUUCUCACGAACAGGUCUUUGUACAAUAGCUACAUCCAUCCAGUUUCUCACGAAUUGGGCGAUGGAGUGUCUGCAGUGUCCGUAAUCAAUCAUCAAUCACCAGGAAGAUCCUUACAUACUGGGGACACAAGGAAGCCACGUGUAAUGAAUGAAACACAUCACUUGGCCCCGUCGUUGGAGACAGAACGUAAAAGUGCUUCCUACGCUUAUCAGGAGCUACACUCAGGCUCAGGAAUAAACUUGAAAUCCAAGAAAAUGUUGUUCGAGCCAGUGGUAGCAAAAACAGUGCCUCCACAAUUGGCACGACAUACAGAUAAUGUUGGAUUGGAAGAGGAAAAUCAUACAGAGGGGUCUGCUCUACCCAAACGUCUCCCACACUAUUCGAGGGAACCUCCAUUCCAACAGUUCCCAGAACAACCGAAAGGUGCUACUAAUCCCUUGGAAGCAAAAGGUCAAGAAGCAAAUCACUUAAAGCACAAAUUAAGACAUGAGAGGAGACGCAGAAUAUUAGGCCGACAUCAGACCAACACUUCGAAAGGUCUGAACCUAUCGUCUGAACAAAGAAAUGACUCCCAUUCGCUUAAUGUCAGCCACCCCACUUAUAAUAUUUACAAUUUUUAUGGGCCUGUUAUUAUUACAGGUGGAGCAUUGUUCCCAGGCGGUUCAAACGAUACUUCUCCAUCAUCCUACGAAAGUGGCGCACUUACUAAUGGUAGCUACAAUCCCAGUAAUGUCCUUUACAUAGCUGACAAAGAAGCCGUUUCCACUCAACCUUCGAACGUCGCAAAAAAUUUCAAUUAUAGUAGCUUAGCAUACAAUGGAAUGACCAUGAUAUUUCUCCCUACUAGACUUGCCAAUAGAUUACUUCUACAGAGCUAUGAUCAUGGAAAUGACGGUUCACUUCUAACUGCGGGGAGAAGUCGUGGAUUUAGUAUUAACUCAGCUAGGACAUUCAAUCAACCAACCACCUCUUCACACUAUGACAAUCCAUCUCUUCAUACAGGAGAUGAAAUUAGCCCUCCUUCUCCCUGGCCGGAAGAUCCACACCAGGGCACUGCAGCCCACAACAAUGGGGUAUUUGAACACAACAAUGGUACACUAAAUGUGUCAGCACAUAUGGGAAAUGACCCUUCCAUCUCUGGUGCAGGCACUAUGGGUUUCAGUGGCAAAGAAUCCGACAAUGCACCAGGUAAAGCGUAUAAUGCUUCUCCUGAUAGUAAUGUGUUACAUACAGAAGCGAGUUUACCUCCAUAUACUGGUCCAGCUGGUCGAGAAAGCCAAAUUCCGUAUAGUGUGAGCUCCACAGAAAGAUCUAUGAAUCAUGGUUCACCUUUGACAGGAUACGGUAAUAGCAUAGUUAAUACAAACGUUAAUGCAGGUAUGGAGUCCAGUGACAAUAAAGACCAAAUUAAAAUUAACUUUGAUGAACCAAGUACACCUGAAAUUGGAACCGGUGUUGGGGCAUCGGUUGCAGGUAGCGUGCCAAACCAAGGAUCCCAUAUCGGAUCUGUACCUGGUGACACAUCUUUCACAGGAUAUGAUAAUAGCAUUGGUAGUCCCAACACGAAUUCAGGAAUGUGGUCCAGUGAUGAUAGAAACAAAAUUAUAAUGAACUUUGAUGGACCAAGUACACCUGAAAUUGGAACUGGUGUUGGGGCAUCGGUUGCAGGUAGCUUGCCAAACCAAGGAUCCCAUAUCGGAUCUGUACCUGGUGACACAUCUUUCACAGGAUAUGAUAAUAGCAUUGGUAGUCCCAACACGAAUUCUGGAAUGUUGUCCAGUGAUGAGAGAAACAAAAUUAUAAUCAACUUUGAUGGACCAAGCACACCUGAAAUUGGAACCGGUGUUGGGGCAUUGGUUGCAGGUAGCUUGCCAAACCAAGGAACCAAUUCCGGAUCUCUAGCUGGUGACACAUCAUUCACUGCUCCAGGCACUCAACAAGAAAGGGGAUGGAAGAUACGAGGUCGCAUUGGUUUCGAAUGGAACCCAGAGCUUUCUGGGAUCACUGAUAGUAGGAUGUUGACCACACCACCAGAAAAUGCAUGGAAUGAUCCAUGGGGAAAUUAUGGAACUUCCUAUGGUCCUACAACUGGAGCACAAAUUUAUGGCUGGAACGGUCCACCGCAACCUUACUGGCAAGACUAUAAUGCACAUUAUCCAUUCAGGAAUCAAGUAUAUGGAGGCUACAGUGCAACUGGGGGAUUCGUGCCACCUCCAUAUGCUUCACAUGGGGGAUCAGCAGGUAGAGCAGGUUCUAUGUGGAUAGAGGGUGACAUCUGGAGAGAUUAUACCCAUGGAGGGCCUGAUUACACUACAUCUCAAGAUGGCCAACCAACGACAUACUACGGACCUGGUGCUUCACCAGUUUUUGGAGAGGGGGUUAUUAAUUAUUCACCAACAAAGCCUCGCAGUGGGAGACCACUGUCUCACACUGGUGCCAGCUUAGUAGGAGGCGUCCCCAUUGGAGCAGCCAGGAGAACACCAAGUGGGCGGUACGCUGGUCGACGCCCCACUCAUAGCAAUCAGUAUUAUGGACCGCGGCCACAAGGUGGAAGCUACAAUCCAAAUUUAUUGCAUUCGUUGGGAUAAUAACUGCUGGCUAUCAGCCAAUAUUUCGUGUUUUCAUUUCUUCAUAGCCAAGUGAAAUCAAUCAAAAUAAAGUUUUAAGGGAAGCCAGCAAAAUGAGCACCACGUGGCUACUCAGUGAAAAAUAAUGGUAUCACAAAAAGCACAUGAGGUCUACAAAGUCAAGAAUAAUAGUGUUACCCUGUUUCAAAUUUAAUCAACAAUCAAGGUUUUCAGCAAACUUACUUUUACUAUUCCUCAUUCUCUGAAGACACAAUUCGCAUUAACGUCAAUAUUCCGAAUUGUGAGUCAAUUUUAUCUAGAGAGAUAUACACGUAUGUACUCACUUAUAGUCAUUUGUAUCAAUGUGAGAGACCAACAUUAAAUUUUAUAUUUACAGUGUGAA
Schistocerca gregaria is the source of this 3898-nucleotide messenger RNA. RefSeq lists its product as uncharacterized. NCBI's taxonomy places the organism in Eukaryota, Metazoa, Arthropoda, Insecta, Orthoptera, Acrididae. The transcript is spliced from 3 exons. The record is from RefSeq and is a predicted model, not a curated record. The coding region runs from base 46 to 3516 and encodes 1156 amino acids.